This is a messenger RNA of Anguilla rostrata (American eel), 3373 nucleotides long. RefSeq names its product zinc finger protein 16-like. NCBI's taxonomy places the organism in Eukaryota, Metazoa, Chordata, Actinopteri, Anguilliformes, Anguillidae. The coding region runs from base 198 to 1370 and encodes 390 amino acids. The transcript is spliced from 3 exons. Gene Ontology annotation, biological process: regulation of transcription by RNA polymerase II. The record is from RefSeq and is a predicted model, not a curated record. Gene Ontology annotation, molecular function: DNA-binding transcription factor activity, RNA polymerase II-specific; RNA polymerase II cis-regulatory region sequence-specific DNA binding.
CGUUUGCUGAAUAGAAUUAAAUCUAAAUGAUAUAUUUGUAGGCCUAUCUGCAUAGCAAGCAUUAUAUAUCUCAAGAUUAUGCAAGCCUUUGUUUCAAUCUAUCAUUGAAACUCAGAAUAGGUUGUACUUGGGCUUGAUUGAGCCGUUCACCACAAGCAGAAGAUUUUACCGCAUCAUUCUGGAAACCUUCACCAGCAAUGUCUAAAAUAGAGCGUUUAAAUGCCCGUGUGGCAAAGCUCUUGACUGUGGCUGUGCAUGAGGUAUUGGAAGUGGUGAGAGAGACGGUAUCGGAGUACCAGGAGAAAACUGCUCGAACACAAAGAGAGAACGAGAGUCUCAGGCGAAGGCUACAGGAACUGCAAGACAAGGUGAAGAGGGCGAGUACAGCAGGUGCACAGCCUGCUGCUCUUCCUGUCUCUAGAGGAAAGUCUCACGUAGAGCAGCAGCUCGGUGAACAGGAGUGGAGCUCCAGUUUAAGGCAGGACACAGAGCUCACACUGACUGAAGAGAAACAGGAGAUCACAGAGGAGCACAGACUCAGACAGAGAGAAGAGGAGGGCAGUGGACUAGAGUCAGAUCACAUGGGCGAGUCAGAGACUGAGUGUGAUGGACUGGAAUUUUACACACCAGAAUCUGAAGGUAUUACUCAAAUCCCAGAGACAGUGUCAGCAUUUACACUUCAGCAUGUUAAAUAUGACACAGAUCUUAACUCGGUGAACAUUCCAAAACUGCUGUCUCCAAGCAUUUCCAGUCUGAACAUUCAACCCUGUUUGGCUUCUGCUGAAAUUAAAACUGAGGCUGAAUCACAAGAAUAUGCCACAGCCUGUCAGCACAGUGUACAAAACCCUUUUUAUGGUUGUGACUCAAGUUCCGGCACAGCCCAGACUGAACCCACUCCAAGAUCUCAAGAAGACGACUCAAGUUCUUAUGGACUGGUGUACAUUGAGUCAGACAUAGCUCCUUUUGAGAAAAAUAUGAGAGCCGCGUUGGAUAGUAAAAAACACAAGCAGCAUCACCGGAAUGAAGGGCAAUACCACUGCAUCCUGUGUGGAAAGACAUUUGGUCGCAUUGGAAAUCUUAGGAUACAUCAGCGAUGUCAUACAGGUGAAAAACCUUUCUGUUGUAUGCAGUGUGGUAGACGGUUCAGUCAUGCGGGCGACUUUAAAAAACACAAGAGGGUCCACACAGGGGAGAAACCAUACUGUUGUGCUGUAUGUGGAAAGGGUUUCAGCCAAUCAGGAUAUCUGAAAAUACAUCAGCGAUACCACACAGGGGAGAGACCAUACUGUUGCCAUCAGUGUGGAAAAAGCUUCAGUCAAUCAAGUCACCUAAAAAAACACCAGAAAAUUCACAUUGGUCAUAUACCCUAGUUUUUCACUGUUGGAACAGCCAAUGUAAGACUGAAAAGCAUGAAUGAAUUAGUUUGCAGCCCUUUUUCCAUAACACUUUUCAACAUGCUCAAAUUUGUGAACAUUAAAAAGGAUUGAAAAACAUUGAUCAUAUUAAUUGGCAUAACUGAAAAAGUGAUUUUCUAGACAAGCUUUGGGAGUAAAUAAUGGCAGUGGUAUAGCCAGAACUCCAGAAGGAAUGACAUUAGCGAAAACUGCAAAAAUACUAUAAUAAGAAUUAAGAGAAUAUUCCUAUAUUCAAGUUACUGAAAAUAUGCAUAGUCAGACUCCCACUUAACUAAAAGCAAGGGGCUGGAUGGAUGUGAUCAGGAAAAACGGCUAGUAACUGUGUUUUAGCAUAGGUUUCAAACACUGUCCUGCUUGUACAACUGUAGAACUGUAAAGACCAGUUUUAACUAUAGAUAUAGAUAUAACUAUAGAUAUACAUCCCCUGCUACCAUAUCAAGUCAAUGACAAUUCUUUUUUUUAAUGAAUUUUGUACUAACACUACUUAUGCUGAAGGAACUACAUUCCCCAUGUGCAAACUUUGUUGUUGGUUUUCUGAUUUAUUAUUGUUAUUAUUAUUAUUAUUAUUGCUUCCCCUUUGUAUUUUAAGCUGGUAACAGGCAAGGUUGCCAAAUUUGGUAGACUUGGUUUAAUAGUUGAAGCCUGCUCAGUUAAAAUAUUGGGCAGUUUGGCCACCUGACAAAAUUUAGACAUUCAGGAACCCUGCACUUGCCCUGCCAAUACACCCCAUUUGACCAAAAGUUACAAAAUAUGGUACCCAAAAUGAGUCCCUCAAAUGACAAAUUUAUCAGUAGGACUGACAUUUCAACAUUUACAAUGUCUUCCUCAGAGUCAAAAACACGUCAGUCCUACCCUCUUCAUGUUUUUGCCCAAAGCAAGUGUGCUCCAGUGUUCCUUAUUUCGAGCCAGUCCCCGUGAAGUGCCCAAGUCUUUUACUCUAGUUUUACUCUAGUCCUGGCAGUUGUGCACCUAUCCAGUCCUCUUUUAUUUAGCUGACUUGAAGCACGUUGGGCAUCUUCUUUCAUAUCAUAUACAUGCCUGUGUUACAGAGAUAGAACAUCCUUUGAUGUUUUCACCUUUUGACAUUUCAGAGAGGUAUGAUGACAUGAUUGAGGUUAUUCUGCAGGGAAUCAUAAUGUAUUUUGGGUCUGGGUUCACAUGCUGGGUGAAGUAGAACAAGAGCUGGCCAGUACCAGAAUGGUUAAAUGUCUAAGCUAACUGACUCCUUUGGGGUGAUGCAUAAUAAAUAAAAAAAGAUGACCAAGGUUUGUCAGGCGUCUGCAAUCUCUCAGUUUUUGAGUGCCAUUAACUGGCAAACAUUUAGGAAAGCAACUCACUUCUGCCAGUGGUUUUCUUUUGUACUAAUUAAAGGAUGGUGAAGCAGAAAAACAAUGGAUGGAUUUUGUGAGCUUAUUAUUUGUGAAUAAACAAACAGCUGUAUAACACAAGCAAAUUUGGGCAUGGUGGCAUAGAAUAUGAAACAGGACAACAAAUUCUAGAUGUCUACCAUAGGUUAAAUGCUCUUUUCUCUCUUAUGAUACUUCAGUUUGUGUAUAUAUAUUGUGUAUAUGUACAGACUUCUCUGCUGUAUCUUUUCCACAAACUUCUCAAUCUAAAAUGGUAGACACUGAAGAAACUGUCAAUGCAAUGCCUCUUAUUUAAUUUUAUUCUGUUGGUUUGUGGAUAGAUUAUAAUAUUAAUGAUUAAUAUCUGUUGUUUUUAUGUUGGAAAGUAGUGUUCUACUGCAAACAACGUAUGUUUGUGUUGAUCUUUCUCUUUAAUCAAGAUAUUGUCUACUUAUUUUAUUUUGAUUUUUUUUUACAAAAUACCAAAAAGCUAUACAAAACUUUAAUUCAUAUUCAUUCUUGAAUGUGUCCCAACAAUGUUUCAGUUGUGUAUGAAAACAUUUGACCUUAAAGUUAUAAAGAAAUAAUAAAAGGUAAAAUGAAAAGGCCUCA